Physella acuta is the source of this 975-nucleotide messenger RNA. Its product is annotated as exosome complex component RRP41. The record is from RefSeq and is a predicted model, not a curated record. Gene Ontology annotation, cellular component: cytoplasmic exosome (RNase complex); nucleolus; nuclear exosome (RNase complex). Gene Ontology annotation, biological process: poly(A)-dependent snoRNA 3'-end processing; nuclear mRNA surveillance; U4 snRNA 3'-end processing. Lineage: Eukaryota; Metazoa; Mollusca; Gastropoda; Physidae. Gene Ontology annotation, molecular function: RNA binding.
UCUAAGUAAUUGUUUUAAAAUGGCUGGCAUGGAACUUCUGUCUGAUCAAGGCUUUCGAACAGAUGGUAGAAAGCCAAAUGAACUUAGAAGGAUACGUUUUAAAAAAGGAGUUUUUAAGCAAGCUGAUGGGUCUGCAUACUUAGAACAAGGAAACACUAAAGUUCUUGCAGCUGUUUAUGGUCCUCACGAGAUCAGAGGUGGCAAAUCCAAACAACUCCAUGAUAAAUUGUUAAUCAACUGUCAGUAUAGUAUGGCAACAUUCAGUACCCAAGACAGGAAAAGAAGACCCAGAGGAGACAGGAAAUCCCUGGAGAUGACUGCACAUUUAAAACAGACUUUCAAUGCUGUGGUUUUGACUGACCUCUACCCUAAAGUUCAGUUAGACAUUUAUAUCGAGGUACUGCAAUCAGAUGGGGGUAACUACUGUGCUAGUGUCAAUGCUGCUACCUUAGCCCUGAUAGAUGCUGGUAUUCCAAUGAAGGACUUUGUCAUUGCCUGUUCUGGGAGCUAUGUGAGAGAUACCCCUAUAGUGGACAUAAACAAUCUUGAAGAGUCAGGUGCCGGAGCUGAGAUUAUUAUGGCAAUUUUACCUCGGUGUGAUCAGAUUGUUUUCAUAGAGAUGAACUCCAGGCUUCAUGAAGACUAUUUAUCACCUGUCAUGGAUCAAGUUAUGGCAGGCUGUAAAGACAUUUUUAACAUUCUCAAUCAGCAGGUGCGGGAAGAGUUGCGUCAAAAAACAGCACAAGACAAAAUUGUGGAUUCUGGUUAAUGAUUCGGCGACUCAUCCUAAACUUUCAUUUGUACAUACUCUAUUCAUACGUUUCUGUGUAUGUUUGUUUGGUUAAAUGAUUUGAAAAAUUAUGUUUUAAGUGUGAGCGAUGUAAGGUCUCAGAAUGGUUAGCUCAUUUUAGAAAAGUUAUUAGUAAUUAAGUGAUUCUAAUUGCUCAUGUUAUAAAAUUAAUUUGUAAUUAAGUG